This is a messenger RNA of Arabidopsis lyrata subsp. lyrata, 801 nucleotides long. Its product is annotated as putative F-box protein At4g11580. The record is from RefSeq and is a predicted model, not a curated record. NCBI's taxonomy places the organism in Eukaryota, Viridiplantae, Streptophyta, Magnoliopsida, Brassicales, Brassicaceae. The transcript is spliced from 3 exons. Bases 1 to 801 code for a protein of 266 amino acids.
AUGGAGAAGGCAGACAGCUCAAGAGAAGAUUCAAAAUGGGCAACUCUAGACAGAAACAUACUUGCCAUUAUCUUCGAUAAGCUCGACAUAAUGGACAUUACCAUGGGAGCUUCACGUGUAUGCAUCUAUUGGUUCCUUGUCUCUCACAACAUAACUCUAUGGAACACCAUCGACCUCUCCAAGUUCCAACACAAGGGCAAAAACGUCAUCUACAAAUACAGGGUUGACGAUGAAGAUCUCAUGUUUGUUGCUGAGAGGAUGCCAAACAUAGAGAAGCUUGCUUUACCGGUUUCAUGGUCACUGUGUAAUGCGGUGAACUCAUUUAGGUUUGCGUUUAGUCAGUGGAAGAAUCUUAAAACACUGAUCAUGGCUCAUAAUGACUUUUUCAUCUGGCCGUACACAUUUGAGUUUCGAGUUGUGGGAGAGAACUGCAGUAACCUGAAUAACUUGAAGAUUAUGGGUUAUUUGGAUAACAAAGAUGCUGUGGAAAUCGUGCGUUACCUCCAGAGCCUCAAGAGGUUGAGUUUACAAUGCUCUUUGGUCACCGUUGAAGGAGUUCUCUCGCUAAUAAGAGGCCUUGAAAACCUCGUGAUCUUUAACGUGACACAUUGCAAAUACUUGGAUUAUAAUCCUAUCACGAUGAAUAUUAUUGUACAAGCUGCCACUCAGAAGCUUGAAAAGUUUAUCAUAUGUUCAGAAAACGAUUGCAAGGUUUGCAAAGAUCGACCUAACGUACUCCGGCUACAUGGUUUUUACGAGAAAAGUUGGUGUAAUGAUGAGAUAAAGGAACUUGAAUUCUGA